Molecule: messenger RNA, 1085 nt
Organism: Harpegnathos saltator (Jerdon's jumping ant)
Lineage: Eukaryota; Metazoa; Arthropoda; Insecta; Hymenoptera; Formicidae
Product: 60S acidic ribosomal protein P0
Exons: 5
Coding region: 63-1013 (316 amino acids)
Biological process (GO): cytoplasmic translation; ribosomal large subunit assembly; ribosome biogenesis
Cellular component (GO): cytosolic large ribosomal subunit
Molecular function (GO): large ribosomal subunit rRNA binding; structural constituent of ribosome
Source: RefSeq, a predicted model, not a curated record
CACUAUUCUACUAUACGUCGUUGAGUCCUUAAAUUUCUGCAAGGUAUCCCUACACACUCAAGAUGGGUAGGGAGGACAAAACAACAUGGAAGUCUAAUUAUUUCACCAAGCUUGUACAACUAUUGGACGAUUAUCCCAAAUGCUUUAUUGUGGGAGCAGACAAUGUUGGAUCCAAACAAAUGCAACAGAUCCGCAUGUCAUUACGGGGAAAUGGAGUUGUUUUGAUGGGUAAAAAUACUAUGAUGAGAAAAGCUAUUCGUGGCCAUGUCGAACGGAAUGCUGCACUAGAAAAAUUACUACCUCAUAUCCGUGGUAAUGUUGGAUUUGUCUUUACUCGGGGAGACCUAAUUGAAGUGAGAGAUAAAUUACUGGAGAAUAAAGUACGAGCACCUGCUAGAGCUGGCGCCAUAGCACCUUUGAGUGUUGUCAUCCCCGCUCAGAAUACAGGACUUGGUCCUGAAAAGACUUCAUUUUUUCAAGCUUUAAGUAUACCAACUAAGAUUUCUAAAGGAACUAUUGAAAUUAUCAAUGAUGUACACAUUCUCAAACCUGGCGACAAAGUGGGAGCUUCUGAGGCUACACUUCUCAAUAUGCUGAACAUCUCCCCUUUCUCAUACGGAUUACUUGUUGAACAAGUAUAUGACUCUGGUACCAUCUUCGCACCCGAGAUUUUGGACAUUAAACCUGAAGAUCUCCGUGAGAAAUUCUUGGCUGGUGUUGCGAAUGUAGCCUCGAUUUGUCUGGCGAUUAGUUAUCCCACAAUCGCUAGUGCACCGCACAGUGUUGCUAAUGGUUUCAAGAAUCUGUUGGCCAUUGCUGCUGUUACUGACGUCGAAUUUGCGGAAGCUGCUACAAUCAAGGAAUACAUCAAGGAUCCAAGUAAGUUUGCUGCUGCUACUGUAGCGGUUCAGUCAGAUGCGACCGUCGAUACUCCCGCCGCAGAAAAGAAGGAAGAGAAAAAAGAGGAAUCCGAAGAGUCCGACGAUGACAUGGGCUUUGGAUUGUUUGACUAAAAACCUGAUUACAGUAUAUGUAUCUCGUUUGUAAUGUCAAAUAAAGUCUGAUGUGAACAAUUUUUUUUUUAA